Molecule: messenger RNA, 9122 nt
Organism: Egretta garzetta (little egret)
Lineage: Eukaryota; Metazoa; Chordata; Aves; Pelecaniformes; Ardeidae
Gene: URI1
Product: URI1 prefoldin like chaperone
Exons: 11
Coding region: 7055-8536 (493 amino acids)
Biological process (GO): negative regulation of phosphatase activity; negative regulation of transcription by RNA polymerase II
Molecular function (GO): phosphatase inhibitor activity; chromatin binding; transcription corepressor activity
Source: RefSeq, a predicted model, not a curated record
UUUAGAAAGAAAUGUUUGCCAUGUUUCAAAUUUUUUUUCAGUGUCUCUUUUCCUUCAGUAUUCUUCCCAAACACGUUUCUUCAAAAGGCAAACGUUUCCACCACAGGGGAAUUUAUGUUAAUGAUUUGUUGAAAUGUAGUGUUUUUGAGUAAUAUGGUUUAAUAAAUGAAUAUGAGAGCUCACAAAUGCUUUCUUCCUUUUCCAUUAGAUCAUAGAGUGUGCCAACAGACUGAAGAACUUUUAAUAGUUUUAUUUCAUUUUUUGAUUGAAAAUGGGGCUUUAGGAAAAACAAUUGUGCAAAUGUUAAUUCUGUCUUUCUCCAUCAGCGAUUGCUGCGUUUUAGGCAAGUACUGUGUAGUUUCCUAGAGGAAAAGAUGAAAAUUCAUUUUAAAUGUUUAUUUUGCGUGUGGUUUGUUACAUCCUUGUUACCAAGAGAUGAUUAAAUAUUUGACCACCCAUUAGUGUUCUUCUGUAAUGUAAAGUCAUAUUGUGAACUGGUUAUUUCAUCAGUAAACUUUUAGGGUUUGGGGGUGCGACAGAGAAAUCUUAUGCAUGAGUUGCAUGGCAGAGUGGGUCUUGAUACUGCAAACAUUUACAGAGGGAGGCAGCUCAUGUGCAUGUAUCAACUGCAGUAAAUACUUGAAUGUACAAGGUUAAGCAGUUAAAGCUGUGCAGAGUUGGAGUCAUCUGAAUUAGGUCAGUAGUGGAAAUUAUCUUGGAUUUAUCGUGAGCCUUGCAAACAUGGAUCUGCAUUUCAGAAAACCAGCAUACACUUCCACUGUAGUUCCUGGAAGGUUCUGAACAACAGAACCAAGGUCGAGACUGAGAUCUUUACACAGUCCCAAAUGGCAGGGACAGUCUCCUGAAGGCAAAUCAUUGGUUUUAGACUUUAUUAGACCCUUACUUUAAUUACCACCUCAUUACUUGCUCUGCUUCCGCAAAAAGUAUUCCAUACUGUCGUUUUCCCUAAGUAACUGGAAAUGUGAUUGAAAGGGAUGUUUAAAGUGAGACUAAUUCAAGAUUAAAUAGUCACAAAUUAUAUUAUUGCUACAUGUAAACAAAUUACUUGCAUAUCUGAUUUUAUUCAGAUUACUUUUCAAGUGGUAAAUAAUGCUUUAUCACUUAUAUAGUGCUCUUACAUCUUUAGAGUGCUUUUCUCACAUUAAUUAAUCAUCAUUAAACACUCUGAGGUGGGUAGGUUAAUACUAUUAUCCCCAUUUUGCAGAUGAAGAAAUGUAGACUGAGAGGUUGUGAUUUGCUCAAGGCCAUAUAGAAGAAAUAGAAUCAGAGCUGGGAUUAGAUCUAUGUCCCUAGCUUCUAAUUUCAGAAGACCAGCCAGAUUGUGAGCCGCAGUUUUGAAGGAAAAUAUACAAGUAUGCAUGUAGAAACAGCACACUUUUGCUUGGCCUCUUAGAUGCCUAACUUGCCAUUUGUUUCAACAGAAACUUUGCUUUUGUGCCAUGCUGGGUAUUUCCACGUUCAUACCCCCAAGUGUGGAAAUGGCUUCUCAUUCAUUUAGGAAUUUCUAUUUUCAUCAUUUUCAUUGAAAUUAACUUUCACCUGAAAAAUACCAGUUUCUAGUUCUUUAGGCUUAGAUACAGCAGGUUUAUCGCUGGUACCCGAAACUGUCGACAGAUGAUACCAGUACCAGCUCUGUUGCUUAUAAUUUUUCAUGAGCUGAGACGUAAAUAAAAUUCUGACUUGGCAGCUUGCCUUAUUGCUGUUCAGAACAGACGAGAGAGAGGAGAAUUGCCCUCAGUGUGCUAAACCCAUCACCUUUGUAGGCAGUGCCUGGCUGCUUAGUAGAGAGAGACAUUCACAUGCAUGUACUCCACCUUAGAGAACUACCUAAUGAAACAAAAUAGUCUUGGGCUGGAGAGGAGAGCAGAACUGUUUGUGCACCACCUUGAUAAUCAGAAGCACCACAGAGAAUUAGGCUCAGCUGUUAGUAAUGGGCACAUGCAGAAGCCACAGGGAAAGAAAAAUGAGGUGGAAGAAAGAGGUGCCCUUGCACGUAAAGGUGAGGACCUGCUGGGGAAAGGUGGGGUAAUGGGGAAGAGGUUAGAGACCCAUGGGCACGUACAGGUAAGAAUGAGCUUGGGGCUACAGCAUGGUUCUUGCCCGUCCUCAUUCCCAGGAAAAUGUUGCAAGUCAUUGUAGUGCCUGGCUGCUGAGUUAGGAGGUCUGGCUUCUAUUUCUUAGCCCUAUUCCUGACCUGUGUUAGUGGUUAAGUUACUCUGCCUGUAAAAUCAGUGUGGUGCUUUUCCAAAGUGCUGUAUGCUUUUAUUCAUGGAAAAGUUCUUCAGAUCUUCAGAUGGAAGAUCCUGGAGAAGGCAGAAUACAAAUAGGUAGACUGGAAAGAAAGUCUUGAAGAUAAAAGGAAUUUUCUGCUUUCAGAUAUCUGACGAAGUCUUUGGCUGUGUGAUAGGAGGCGUUUGGGGGUGAUUGGGAGUCACUAGCCUGCACGCUGCCCUGUGUUGAGAUUGGCACGGUGGCACUGGGGGACACCUGGGAAGUGGUCACGGGUCUAAAGCUGAUCCUUCAGCUCUGCUGUGACUCUGCUUGUGAAACCUAGGAACAAGACGUUCCCUAAAAGCAGCUACGUACCCUUCCCUUUAAAUAGCUCAAACUAGUAGUAAUGAGAGCAGAGCCAACAUGUAAUCUGCUUUAAUGGUUUGGUUUUUAAUCCAGAAGGAAUUGUGCUUUGGGUUGCAGGCGCACAGAAGUGUGCUCUUGUGGGGCUGUCCCGGAUGGCUGCUUGUGGAGCUCCCAGGUAUGGCUCUGUCCUGUCAGGCGCUUGAGAAGCACUAAAUUUUAACAAGUUGCUGUUGGAGGAAAGGAAGGAAACAAAGUAUUUGCUCAUUUGUUUUCUUUUAAGACUAUGGAAUGUGUUUUCUGACAGUGGAUCCUGUUUUAAUAACCAGACCCAUGAUUAGGUAAUGUUAACUUUGCUGCAAGAGUAGUUUAAUAAAUAUUUUAGUAUGCAGAUAAGCCAUUGAUAACUGCAUGCAUUCACAAACUCAUACAUUUUUAUGCCUAAAAGUGGAGAAUUCAGAGUUUAUUGAUACCACUUCCACUACAACGUCUUAAAAGUAAUGCAUAGUUGGUGGCACUAGGUGUCCAGACAAAUUGAACUCAAAUGAACAAACAAACAGGUCAUUUAUUUUAUUUACCCUGAAAGGAAUUUUCAUUCUUUAAUUGUAACUCUAGAUAUAAAUUAUGUGUGGAAGAUAGACUAAUGAUUUUCCCGUGUUUGAUUAAAGGCAAAGAAUCAAAGAUUUGUUUAUAUAUUUAUCUAUUUGUUUCUUUGCUGUGAUAAAACCAGUUGUUAUCCAAACAGUGUGACUGACCUAAUAAAGGACAUAUGCAUAAUUGAUCUCCAUCUGUUUUUCAAUAUUUAUUCUCUCUCUAUUUUUUAAUAGAGUUCAGUUCCAGAAGUGCAGCCUGAAACAUUUUAAGGUGGUAUAUUUUAGCACUUCUGUAAACGGUCUCAUUUUAUGCUGGCCACUGAAACGAAAAGGUUUGUUGUUGGUUCCACCCUUUAGUAUCCCUUCAAGAGAGAUUAUAUCAAAGAAGAAGAAUUAAAUUAAAAUUGAUUGGUGCUAUUGAUUUUUCUUUUCUUUUUUUUUUAAAGGGGAUAAAGGGCGAUGGAAACAGCAUAUGCCCCUGUGCUGUUUUACUGAUGGACUAUUUUUUAAAAACAUAAAAAGCAUAUGUGCCCAAUUUACAUAUUUACUAAUUAAAAAAGCUUCCUGGAAACAUUAAGUAGACUAUCUUCUGUAACCUUUAACAUUGUAGCUAAUGGAUAUGGCCUAGAAAUUUUCAUAGAAGGUCCUCUAAAUAAUGUAAAUGAUUAUGAAUAUGUAACUAGUUAAUAUGCAGCUACGAAAGGAUUAUCAUGUAGAGGUUAAUGAACAUGCUGCUCUUAUGGUUUGCAGGGCUUUUCUUUUUGUGCUUUUUGCUCACUUCAUGCAUGGAAAGUCAUGUGUUGGGAAUGGAAAGCUUCCUGCCUUUUCCAUCUUCAUCUGUAAUGGGGCAAUUAAACUGGAACUUUCUUAAAGGAUUUAAUAAACAUUUUUGUAUGCUUAAUUAUGUUGUGUACUUCACAAUCACUACCAAAUCUGAAAGAAUGAAGGGUGUUGAUAGAAAAGGCUCUGACUCUUCUACUUGUUAGUGGUGGUCUCCAUUGUGUGUUAGCAUUGUUACCGAAAAACUCUGUGAUUUAUACCUUUUAUGGAAACUUUACUCUUAAAAUGUACUUAAAAUUAAUAGUAUGAAUUACAUUUCUGAGUUGAUGUCCUACAGAAGUCUGUACGUUUAUUCUUAACCUUAAAAGUAGUUAGCUUGCACGUGGAGGACAGUACUUGCUAGGCAUUUGAUUUAUAGGUCUUUGAAGCAAAAGAUAAAUUUAAACUUGGCUUACAUGGGACGAGUUACCUGGCUGAGUUUCCUGAUGGAUUAUGAAAUAGCAUAACCACAAAUGUAGAGGUGAUCCUUUUCAUUUAAGUACUUUACUCUGUUUAAAGAAUUAUUAGCUCACAAAGUAGUCCCAUUUUUUUUACCCCUGUAUGAGUAGAAUAUGCAGGGUCUGAGAUCUAUUCUGCAAUAGGUGCACAUAUGCUAACUGAAAAAAAAUUGUCUUUCAUUCUGUUGUUUGGGGAAAAAAAAAGAAUUAUCUGCUCCAGUGAUUUCAGUGGUACUUGAAUGUAUGUUAUUGUUUUCUCUGCAAAUUUUCUCAUUAAUUGCUUUCAAAUGUUAGCAUUAUUUUGGCUAUAGGAAAAACAAAAUUUGUAAAAAAAAAAAAAAAAAAAAAAUCUAGAAAAUGCUUAUAUUGAGAAGAUGUCUAGACAUAUUUAAUUGCCUCAUGGCUUCAUUGCAUUUCAUAUAAUUGAAUGAAACUGUUUGUGUUAUAUUUUUGGUAACCAUUAUUCAGAGAUCAGAAUAUGUUUUGAAAGACAAAAUCUCCAUGUAAUUAUGGCAGAGAAGGUCACAGGUUUCAGCAUCUUGUCUGUUUGCUAUAUCUACGUAGUCUAAAAAUACAGUUAAAGAAAAAAGUCUUUCAUUUUAACAAUGUGCUUUAUUUUGUAAAUCAUUUUGGAUCUCUUGGGAAAGCCUGUGGCACAAAGGAAUAAGUGGAAUACUCAGAUUAAAACUUCCUCUUUUUUUGACACCCAGAAAGAACAGAAGCGAAGCCAGCAGCCCAUAAUGGAGUCAAAUAUCCUUGUAUUUAAACACCACAAAAUUAAUUUGUGCUUUUUCAGAUUAAAACAGCCAGUGGAAACAUUUCUUGAUGUACCGAUACAGGAAAAAAUGUUUUUGGUGCUGUGGGGUUCAUUUGUUUUUGUUUUUUAAUGAAUGAGUAUGGAAGUUACAUCGAUGUCUUGUUAUAAUUUAUGUUGUUUUCUUAUUCUGCAAACAUGUAACAUUGAAAAUAGAUCUCCAGAUUGCAGAAACUACUACUUAUCUUAUAUCAUGUGUCACCUAAUAGUUAUGGAGCAGGUAUUGUACCAAAAUAUGAAUUGAAAAGCUGUAAUUUUUUCUGUGGUUAUCAGUCUGCAUUAGUGUGUGAUAAAGUGUGCUGCUUAAGAACUACCAUUCACAUACCUUUGCACUGACAAAUAAAAAUGUAUAUAGAGACACCACCAAAUCUGUAAAGCUACUGUUCUAGUUUCUGAUGCAUUGACAUUGUAGCUGUGUGCUUAGCCUUGUUUUUUCAUGAGUAGUUAUCUGUUUUAAUGACAGGUGGUCACUAGCUGCCAAGAAAAAAUCCAGCACUGGGACGUGUUCAAAGCCAGAGCCCCAGUAUUCAUCCUCCCUGUUUGCUUUGGUUCGUCAUUGCCUAUGGGGACUGAGUUUAGUGCCCUCACACCCUGGAGCUCGUGUGACCAUCGGCUCUCAGUGAAGAGGGAGGUCAGCCUUCCUUCCUUAAGUAUGCCUGUUUCAGGCCAAUUAAUUGAAAGGAUUGAUUUUAAUUUUCUUUAUCUCGAUGGUCCAGUUCAGGAUGUGGCCGCACUUCUAGAGAUUCCCAUGGUGGAGGUUUGAUCAGCAGAGGGAAGUAAGUCUCACUGAAAAAAGAAACAUAGUUUGCUCUGUAAAGCAAAAUAGCUUUUGUAGCAAGUGAUUUCUGCUGUACCCUAAUCAGAUUAUUCAGUAACGGGCAGCAGUCAGACCUUAAAGGCAGUAUCUGCUUUUCAGAUUAAUGAAGAAAUGUUGAGUGACUUUCAGCCAUGAAAUGAUGGGAACGUUUAAUCCGGCUGUGCAAGUGGGGGGAUUUUCAUACCAUUCUAUUCCCAUGGAGUCUUCUCUUUGCAUUUGAGACAUGGGCAAGGCCUUCAGGUUGGGGGCUGUACGUGUUUUUCAGCAAGUAGUUGGAUUGUUAUUGUUGACACCAAGUUGUCAUUAUGUUGCUUUCCCCCCCAAAACAUCUCAGUGAAUUUUGUUAAGAUUCAUGAGUUUGUCCUUCCUCUUUGAAGGAAGUGAAUUAUGUUUUCACUUUGAUGUGGGCAAUGGACAGAGAAACUUGCCCAAAAUGUCUGGGAGAAAUCUGCUGUCAAACCAAAGCAGCAGCAAGCAUCUUAUGUAAAUACGGAAUACGGUUUUAAUGUCCAAGUGGCAUAAAAACCCACAUUCCUUUUUUCAGGACCAGUUCAGCAAAUAUUUAAAAUAUGAAGUAUGCCAGGUAUAAAGUAGGGUGAUUACAGCGAAGUUCAACUAUGGAAGCAAAUGAGUCAAAGCAUAGUGAGUACCAGGUAAUUUUUCAUAACGAAUGCUGAAGAAGAUUUCACUCUGCUUAUGAAUCUAAGAAAAUCAAUGAUAAUAUUUUGAGAGUUGUGUUACCAACUAUGACGUUCAUUUUUCAGCACAUUUAUAGAUUGCUUUCCUGAAUCAUCCUCAGAAAACCCGUAAUUUGCAUCUUGGGUCAACGUUGUUAAGUGCGCUGCUCCAUGCUCUCAGUUGCCUUUUAUUGCAGAAUUUACUACCAUAUAUAUGUUUACUGUUUUGAAGUACAAGUAAACAAUAUCAUCAAACCUGAUGUUUAUAUGCCAGCUACUUCAUGCAGGAGCUGAUUUCUGACCAUCUUCAGAAUGACAGUGGUCCAUUAGAAGACUUUUUCCAGCUGAAUUUAGGAAGAAGGUGGAGAGCGACUAUGAGGCUCUUCAGGAACGACUCCGUACAUUGCCUGAUAAACUGUCCUACGAUAUCAUGGUACCUUUUGGUCCUCUUGCCUUCAUGCCAGGAAAACUUGUCCACACCAAUGAGGUUACUGUUCUGCUUGGGGACAACUGGUUUUCAAAAUGCUCAGCAAAGCAGGCUGUUGCGCUGGUUGAGCACAGAAAAAAACGUAUAUGUAAGGAAAGCACUGGAUGAUUUGCAAAAAGUCAUGAAGAAUUUUGAAUCACGAGUUGAAUUCACAGAAGAUUUGCAGAAAAUGAGUGAUGCUGCAGGUGAUUUUGUUGACAUAAGAGAAGAAAUUGAAGAUGAUAGCAUUGAAACAAAAGGAAAAUACCGCACUGCUCACAAACCUCAUUCAAAGCCAAAAGUAUCAAACGUUUUUGAGGUAGAUUUUCCAGCAAAUGGAAGUGAUACAAAAUCAAUGGGCCGUUUUCAGUCAGAGGAGGAACUGUGGGCCCGCUUGGAAGAGCUUGAGAGACAAGAAGAGAUACUUGGUGAACUCGACAGGAUGCCUGAUACAGUUGAGACAAAUGGAGAAGAUACAACCUCCUCUGAAGAGGAGAAGGAAGAUAAGAGGACGGAUCUGAACGGGACGUAUAGAGCAGAAGACUCUAUUACUCAGGGCAACUUCCAUAAAGAAGUAACAAAUUCAGACUUCUUUGGUGGCCAAGUUAAUGGCUCUACUUAUUAUCACAGUGAUGAUGAAGAUGACAUAGAUGUUGGAGAUAACUCUGUUCCAACUAUUUUUUUCUCUCACACUGUUGAACCUAAAAGGGUAAGAAUAAACACAGGAAAAAAUACUACUUUGAAAUUCAGUGAAAAGAAAGAAGAGGCCAAGCGUAAAAGGAAGAACAGCAAUGGCAACGGCCAUGCAACUCCAGAACUGCCUAACAUCAAAACCCCAGCAGACAUUUACCGAGUCUUUGUUGAUGUUGUGAAUGGAGAAUAUGUCCCUCGUAAAUCAAUUUUGAAGUCUCGAAGCAGAGAGAACAGUGUUUGUAGCGAUACCAGUGAGAACAGUGCUGCUGAGUUUGAUGACAGACGAGGAGUUCAGAGGAGCAUUAGCUGUGAUGAAGCUACUCAGAGUGACAACAGUGAAGGCAUACUGGAGGAAGAGGAGGAGGGGCAGCAGCAGUUACCGAAAAAGCUUCCUCCCUCUUCAGGGACAAGCGAGGCAUUUUCUGGAACUGUUAUAGAAAAGGAGCCUUUGUCUCCCUCCUUAAUACCACACCCAGUCGUUGCUCACCCAGUCUUGCCUACCAUUCUGGAGCGAAAAUCGGAGGAAGUUUUGUCUGAAGCAUCAGAGGAAACUACAAAGAGGAUUUCAAAAUUCAAAGCUGCCAGAAUGCAACAGACUAACUAGGUCCUGCCUAGCCAGCCGAAGUCAGAGUGCUCACGCCUAGUUUCACAUCCGUUGAAGUUACGUAAAGCUGUUACACGUUACACCUAGCUAGUUAAAAGGGUGUCCUAUGUUAAUUUGGCAUUGGUUAUCUUUUAAAUGUUUAUUGGCAACAUUAAAAAAAAAAAAGUUCAGUGUUUGAACACUUGAGUAUUCAUCUUAUUUUGUCGAUUUCCCUGUGUGCUGUCAGCACCUUUGUAUAUGUUUGCCUUACGAUAGCAGCACUUGGGUUCUUUUUCAAAAACUGUUCCUUACAUACAUUGUUUUUGUGUUUAAACCUAAAUACAGGCAGUUUUGUGCCAGCUGUGAUGUUCUACACACCAUAUGGACCAUUUUAAGGAAACUUUUCACAUUUCAAAUAGAUUCACCAAUUAUAUUGCAUUACUUGCUUUAGCAUUUUAAGACACACUUGUAUUCACAUUGCUGUAGGUUUUGCAACUAGGUGUCUGCUAAAAGUUUUUUUCCUUCUUUCAAACCUCUCUGAUAUCUCACUGUACAGAUCUAUAAAACGCUGGGUUCAUGUACAUUGCAGGGAAGUUUCUUUGAUGGA